CAGGCGAACUGCUGCGGUAGGGGUGACAGGUCACAAGGAAUAGUGUAAAUAAAAGAUAAUCCGGGGAAAGUUGAGGGAAGCUUUUUAAGCAGGCUGUAAAAUACAGAGUUGAUGUAUAGAGAGAAAAUGAGCCUUGAGGAGUCUGGUGCUUUUAUUUCCCUUUUCUUUAAAUUUAUGCUCCUUGCUUUGUACACCUUCAGUGAUAGUGCUGCCGGGCUCAGGUUCUUCUGCAGUGGUCAUAAAUAAGUAACUUGCUGGACGCUUGUUUUCAUUUUGUUUAUCAAGCUGUUGAAAUUUCAAAUAUUGAGCGUGAGUAGAUUUUGAAUGCUGAAAUCAACCGUAGUGCAUUGACCUGGGCCUGACAGCGUCAGCAGGACUUCAUUAACAUUAUUUACAUGCUUGUCCUCAGGCAGCCGUAGGGCUCUGCAGCCCCUGUGAAGGCAAGACUUAUAAAGACUAAAUGAAAAGGAAUUGUGUCUUUUGAUCCCCACUGCUUUUUAGCUAGUUGAUAAAGAAAAAAAGAAGGCAGCUGAGUUAUCUGCACAUCAUCUCUAAAAGUUGUAGUUAGUUGUUGCUGAAUCGUAGGUAACUUGCUUUGUAGGGGUCACUAGCUAAAAUAUGAUUGCUGUGUGUAGGAACUCAACACUGUUACAAAGAGAGAUUUCCGGGGGGAAAAUUGGGUAUUUUGAAUGCUUUUUUUCAGACAAACACACCCUCUUGUUAAUCAGAUUUGCAUGGUGGUGUUUCUUGAAGCUGUAGCAGAAAGACUGGUGUUCACAGCGAUUACCGGGGAGGUCUGUCCGUCUGGCAGGGAAGUGUAGGUGUGUGGCUGUGUCCGUAUCAUGUAAUACCACAUGGUUUAUGGUGAAGGGUUUCAGUUACCUCUCAGUGGUAUCGCAGUGCACUGUGCAGGUACGAUCUCUGCUGAGCAAAGGCUUUUGAUUAAACUAGUGCUGAAACAUGGAUUUAUUUUUUUUUCUCUGUCCUUAGUUGGCAGGAUAGGUUAACGUGAGUGAGAUGUGAUGGAUACGGUUUUGCAUUCUCAGAACUACUAUGGAACCUCGGCAGCCCCGUAGGUUUGGAAGGCUUAAAUUCAAGUUUGGAAAGGCCUUUUCCAUUCCAGAUGAUUUGCUGGCUUAAGCGCUUAAUUAGGAUGGCAUUUGAACAAGUUGGAUUGAAGAUGGAAUCAGUGCUUUGGUCAAGCAAACCUUAUGGUUCAUCUCGAAGUAUUGUGAGAAAAAUUGGUACUAACCUCUCUCUUAUACAGUGUCCAAGAGUUCAGUUUCAGCUUAUUUCUCAUGUCACGGAAGGAAACCGUCCUGCUCAGUUUAGAGAAGAUGCAGUGGCCUCCUUUGCAGAUGUGGGAUGGGUUGCUGAAGAAGAAGGAGAAGUCUCUACAAGGCUCAGAUCAGAAGUUUGGUCACAAACAGCCCAGCCUCCCUCAGGGGAGCCACAUCAUUCCGGGAGGUCUCCACGCAGACAAGUGUCCUUACAAAACCCGCUGGAAGAAGAACCAGUGCCCAGGAGCGCAGUGAUGGCAAAUGAAGAAGCACUGCAGAAGAUCAGUGCUCUAGAAAAUGAACUGGCCACUUUAAGAGCACAAAUAGCCAAAAUUGUAACCUUGCAAGAACAGCAGAACUUGACAGCAGUUGGGUCAAGUCCGGUUCCUCCAGCUGCUGUCCCUGUUGCUCCUCCACCGCCGCCACCUCCUCCUCUGCCACCGCCCCCUCCCUCGGGUCUGCAGCAGAGCAGGUCUGCCAUCGAUCUCAUUAAAGAAAGGAAAAACAAAAAAACGAACUCUGGCCAGAGUGUGGUGGAAAACGGGCCAAAGAAGUCUGAAGUACCAAACAUGCUAGAAAUCCUCAAAGACAUGAACAGUGUGAAACUACGCUCGGUGAAAAGAUCCUCAGAAAGUACAAAACCUAAAGUGGCUGACCCUGCAGAUCCUGCAGCAUUAAUAGCAGAAGCUCUCAAAAAGAAAUUUGCUCAUCGAUACCGAAGUGACAGCCAAAGCGAAACAGAAAAAGUGAUUCCAAAGACUGAAACAAAGACACAGACUGAGGUAGUGCUGUUUGGGCCGCACAUGCUGAAGUCCACAGGAAAAAUGAAGACUUUAAUUGAAAAAUCCUAGUGAACUGAGAUCACUGCGUGAAAGACUGUUGAGCUCCUUUCUCUGAAAUACUUUAUGUUGCAAUUAGCACUAGUACUGAGUGGUCUCUUACAGCACAGAAAGACCCUAUGUGAGGCAGAAGUGAGGCACUAAACAUGUUUGUAUGUGAUUUGUCAAGGGGAAUAAAUUGGACCGUUAUACUCAGGUAUUAAUUUUGCAUUCAAGCCUGGCUUUCCACUCAGACUUACGUGGUGGGUUUAGUUUAUUAACACUAAGUUAUAUAUACAGCAUUCUUUGUGCAUAACUGACCAUCUUAAAAAUCUGUGUACAUGUUAAUGAUGAUGGUGAUACACCCUUAAGUUAAUAUCAGUUAUUUGAGCUCUACUUGUAACUUGCACUACAGUGUGUAAUUUGAUACUGAAAUUUUCAUGUUGAAGUCUUUCUUUUAAAUUUAACUUAAGCAAAAUGUUAGCCCAAAGAAAAUCUGAAGGCACUUUGCUUCUUAGUGAAGCAAAGGAAAAACUUGAAUCUGCUGCAGAGGUCAGCUAAAUUUUAAGUAGUAGCACAUUUUUGUGCAGGGUUGGUUGUUUCAAAUGAGCUUGCAAUGCUAAGAGAGCAAAACCUGCUUACGUCAUGCUGUGGCCAUUAUAAAGAGCGCAGGACAAGUGAGUAAAUCAUGCUGUGGGAGCCUCUAUGAAUAGGUAGUCCAGUGAAUUUGAAAUAGCCAGUAGAUAGCAGCAGAGUAAAAUAGUAAGAGAGUAUGUGUUAAUUAGAGUAGAAACGGUGUAGGCAAGAAAAUAAAGGUACAAAGUACUGUGGGGUGCAAGUUGCCAAAAGUAUAUCGUUGACCUCUGCUGCUCUAAGAGAUGCUUGUGGACACCUUUCUCCCCAGCUGUUUUGGGUCCCUGGAUACGUUUCUAGCAGCUGGGGCCUGCACACACCCUCAUGGUCCUGUUUGCCGGGAAGACACGGGAUAAGCCAUUGCACAUAACCUGUUUUCCAAGGAAAGCCCUUCUGAGGCUUCCCCAGAGCAGUUAUUUGCUGCCAGACCUGCACCAGCCACCUGAGCUCAUGGCUCCAGCCACAGAUGAAGAAAAACCUCAAGCUAAACAUACAGAAGAGCUGUUCAGGAGCUGAGAGCUACAGCUUAGUUACACAGUGAAAUGAAGCCAAGCUUUGCUCUGGCCAUAGAUGGGAGUAGAAAAAGCUGAGCCUGGAUAUUUUGGUGCUCUGAGUUGAUCCUGGCUCCUGGGACAAGUACAACUGCCUCUGGGAGCUUCUGUUUUCUAGGAAAAGACGAAAGCAGCACUAUUUAAUAAAGAGAGCUGAAUGACGAGGUUACUGGAGCUCUGCUGCUUAUAACUGGAAUGUAGGUUGUACAGUGCAGGAGGGUGCUUUCUGGGGUGGAACUUGAAAUGGUGUUAAUAUGUACACAAUGUAACUUCCAAAAUGCUCUGCCAUCAGUCUUACUGACAGGCCGCUCAAUCCUUGAGUUCUUUUAACUGACUUAAAACCAAAAUUGACUUUCAGAAAGGUGUUUUAAAGUUUUGUAUUUUAUGCUCUAUUGCCACUGUAUAAAAUUAAAAGCAGUUAAAAUAAA
This is a messenger RNA of Myiozetetes cayanensis, 3710 nucleotides long. RefSeq names its product mitochondrial fission regulator 1 (gene MTFR1). Bases 1124 to 2131 code for a protein of 335 amino acids. The record is from RefSeq and is a predicted model, not a curated record. Lineage: Eukaryota; Metazoa; Chordata; Aves; Passeriformes; Tyrannidae. Gene Ontology annotation, cellular component: mitochondrion. Gene Ontology annotation, biological process: mitochondrial fission; aerobic respiration. The transcript is spliced from 8 exons.